CAACGACCAAAACAAUCUGCGGAACGCUCAGAUACAUGGGUAUGCUACUACAACCACACUACUAGACACAAGUAUCGACAAUUUCGCAAUAACUAAAAUAAAGCGGGAUUUAAUUAUUAAUUAACGAUAAAAAAUAAUUAAGAAAAUGAAUGCGAGAUCACAGACUUUCGAACUGUCGGUGGAGGGCCGACAGGCCGACGAGGUAGUGACGAGCCUCUUCCACACGAUUCUAUUUCACCGUUCGCUCGGCAAAUUCAUGUACAACGGCGACGAGUCGUAUUCGGUCGGCACUGUCGGUUACAUGGAUGUUGACUGUGACUUCAUCGAUCUCACUUACGUCUGUUGCUCAUCGGAGCGCCUGGACAGUAACAUAAAGAAGGAGAUCAGCGGCUUCAGCGACCAGUUGCGCGGCAGCGAUUGCUCGGGAAUGGGCCAGAUCACCCUCGAAUUCUUCCAGAAGAAGCCUCGCGCCUGGUUCACGCCCGAAUGUAUCAGCUGGGAGGUGUGGACGGUGCGGCUCGAGCUGAUCUCGCUGAACAACGAGGGCGAACGGCAGCUGUGCAGGGAGAAGGUCAGUGAGCUGCUCGGCGAGAAGAUCCUGUACAUUGCGGAGGUGAUGAACAGGCACGACUACCUGCCGAAAAUGCCCAAUCAGACGGAGCUGGAUUACAUUUUCGACACGUCGUAUGAUGACGUGCAGCCGUACUUGUUUAAGAUUAAUUACAAUUUAUCGGGACCGUCCACUAGUUCGUCAGUCGGCUCCACCGUGAAGAAACUGAUCAGGGAGACUCUGCCUUUUUAAAUUUUUUUUCUUUCAUUCGAAUUCCGGUCUUCAAUUCGCACGAUUGAACAAUCAAAAGCAUCACAAUGUACGAGUCGACGUUCUUUUGACUUCUCUAAUGUUUUUUUUUUUAAAUUAGUUUAAAAUUAUCGUUUAGGUGUGCAUGCGUUUAUUACACAAAUACUUAUUUCGUCUCAGGUAGAUUUAGUUUUGUAUACGUUUUCGCGUUUACGUUUUUCUUGUAGCUAAUUUUGUACAUUUUUUUUAUUGUUUGGGCGGACCGCCCGAAAUUGAUGUGAUUAGAUUUAGUCGGACGGUUCGAUUCGUGUAGUAAUCUUAAGACGAAAUUAAUUUUUAAUUGCAAGACGUCGAAAUUUAUAGUUUUUAGGUUGUUGGACGUAGUUUAUUUUGUUAAGACAGGACGGAUGAAUUAAAAUAAUUACCUGAAGUACAAAACAGCACGUUUACAAUUUGUUUUUUUUUUACUUAAUUUAAUGCGGUGAUGAUAAAUGCAAUGACAUUGUGCUCUGUGUUUUAGUGAUUUAUAAAUUUUUCGAGGACGGACUGACGCACACAAUCACAUGGAUAUUGGUGCGUGCCGAAGGAACAAUUCGGCGAAUGAAAUACCAUUUUUUAUUAUUAAUAUUAUUAUUAUUACAAUUAUAAUAUAAUCGAUCUUGUUCGUCCUAGUCAACAACGUUCUCGCCGAAUUGGCCCCAGUAAUUGUGUAAUAUGUCGGUCUGUUCCAUUACGUGAUAAUUAUAUAACGAGGAUUGAUUCCGCGCUUCUCGAUAGAUGUGAUACGGGAGUACAUGUAUUGGAUUAAUUAUAGUUUUUGAUGAGCGUUUCGGCACACACAUUCCAAAAUUUUAAGGAUUGUGCAAACUUUUCAACAUGCUGUCUUAAAUGUAGUAAGUUUUCUUGUUAGGUUCGAUUGGUGGUGAGAAUAUAAAUAUAAUAAAAAGGAUUAAGAGAUUGAUCGAAUUGGUUUGUAUUUAUUGAGUACGCGUGCAAGAAGUCUUGUAAUUUGCUGUUCUAUGCGGUUUUAUUUGUCACGAACUUUUCCCAAGCGUUUUUAUCAAUUAAGAUCUUAUUAAUAAACAAGAAACAUUACUGUACAUACUUGUGAAUAGUCUAGUAAUAUAUAAAUAUAUAAAUGUUGUGAUUUUGAGUCAUAAAUAAAGACUUUAUUUAUUUUACAAA
Molecule: messenger RNA, 1984 nt
Organism: Aethina tumida (small hive beetle)
Lineage: Eukaryota; Metazoa; Arthropoda; Insecta; Coleoptera; Nitidulidae
Gene: Atg101
Product: autophagy-related protein 101
Exons: 1
Coding region: 146-802 (218 amino acids)
Biological process (GO): autophagy; autophagosome assembly
Cellular component (GO): phagophore assembly site
Source: RefSeq, a predicted model, not a curated record